AUCGAAUUUAUUACACAGUGACAAUUAAACUAUAUAAUCAUCAUUCUCGAUAAAUUUUGCUUGCGGUCUGGCUGUUUUUUUUGCUCAUAAAAUUCGUCUGACUGAACAUAAAAUGCUCGCAGUUAUUCAGACGGAAUCCAAAUUAUCCGGAUGAAUAUUAGUUUGGCUCACCCAACCAUGGACGUUUUGAACGAAGAUUGGUUGCCUCAAGUUGCCAUACCCGAUGGCCGCAAAGUUUUGUCAUCGCCAUUUGGCGAUUUACAUGCAGAGACAAGUCCGAACAAAAGGCCGAGAUCAAACCAGAAACUGUUUAAGAGUUCUCUCACUAACUUUUCAGCGCUCAAAGGCGAUAUUUCAAUUAACUCAACGAGGUCUGAACCGUACUCAAUCACGCUUAGAUGUGAGAAUAUCGACGAUAGUAACUAUUUUUUGACUUCUAAUUUAAGCCAACAGUUUCAUCAGCAUUCAACUGGAACGAUGACCAGUCAAGAUAUGUUCAGACCGCAGUGGUUAAACGAGAGUCACGUCACUGCAAUUUCAAGGAGCAAAUCGUUUUCUCACGUCCAGCCAAAAACUGCCCCAUCUUUCAGUUUCUCCAGACAUGUCCAAACUCCGAAGCUUUACUUCGACUCGAAAUAUUCUCGGAUGUACACGAAGCUGGUGAGCCAGAAGCUUGUUUUAGUGAGCCAUCCUUAUGAUCUUCCGUUCAGUGAUAAGACGACAGACAAAAUGGGCAAUAUGAAAUCGCCCUUUGAGCUGCACUCAGAUUUGAACUCUCACAGAAAUGUAUCUUUACCAGGACCGACACAGCAAUGGAAAACCGAGUCAAGAUUUGAUAAAGUCGAAUAUCUGCAGCAUUCAGAUUGGCUAAGAAGCAGCCGCAUUCCGCUCCACAGCCAAGAAUCUCAGAAGUCAAAUUCGGCCGAGGGACAAAAUGAUAACAACAAAUAUUUUGUACCGAUUUCUGCGCGGAGAGCAAAAACUUCGCAUAGUUUUCCAUCUAAAAUGCCUAAGAACAGACCUCUGCAAAUAUCAACGGAAUUACUCAGCUAUUACUCUCAGCUAAUUGAUACGAAAACACGCGAUCAUUUACCCAGUAAAGACCGUCGUGAUAAUCUCAAUUUAGUGCAGAUGACAGCAUUAGAAAGAUCGGCAACUGAGUUUGACCUUGGAAAACAAUCGAGAAAGAGAAUCCAAAAGACGUUGCGCUUCCAGGAACCCUCAGAUCAAGUUGGCAAAACGGAACGGAAGAUGAAGAUUUUGAGUCAACUGAACCUAAAGACGGAACAAAGUCAAGUAUUGACCCAAUAAAACAAAAAAUCACCAUACUAAAUGGACUGUAAAAUUUUUAAACCACAAACUGACCAUUUUAAUUUAGCUUC
Symsagittifera roscoffensis is the source of this 1382-nucleotide messenger RNA. RefSeq lists its product as uncharacterized. The transcript has 2 exons. NCBI's taxonomy places the organism in Eukaryota, Metazoa, Xenacoelomorpha, Acoela, Convolutidae. The record is from RefSeq and is a predicted model, not a curated record. Bases 151 to 1311 code for a protein of 386 amino acids.